GUCCCCCUCGGGGGCGCGCUGCUUUGCUGCCUCUCCCCACCGCCUCAGCCUCACCGCUGCCAGCUCCUUCCCCACCGUUGCCCAGAGGGAGAGGCGGCACCAGAGGGGAGUUUUGUGGUCUCCCAGCCUGCCCCAUCAGCAGAGUGUGCUCAGCAGGGUCCCCGGCUGGUGCCCAGCGGAGGUGAGCCCCACGGCCAGCCACAGCCCCACGGCCAGCCGCCAGGACGGGGCUCUGUGUCUGUCCAGCAGGGCCACAGAAGUCACCUCCGUUACCAGUCUGAACAAGCAGCUUCACAGCAGCACCUUUCAGCUACAUAAGCCUCUUCUCAAGGAAGGAAAAACAGGCUGGCCUGAAGAUCUCGGGCUUCCCUUGAUGUGAGCUGCUGCGUGGUGCCAGCAGAUAACACCUGGCAGUGCCUGCAUCCUCUCCUGGGGUGCGUGGGACUGCUCCCCACGGCUCUGUGCUGUGUGCUUAUCUCCCCGAGCAGCCCUGCAAAGCCAAGCCCCGUGCCUGGGCCGUGGAUAAAGCUCCCCAGGUGAUGGGACCCCUCGUCCCCUGCCUCGCACAGCACAGCUCCGGCGGCUGGACGCGUUCCCGAGAGCUCAGGAUGAUGUACCAGCAUUUCCUUUUCAUUUUCUUGCUCUUCUUCCACCCCCAUAAAUGCCAAGACCAAACCCCGGGUGAAGAUCCAUACGAAAUGCCCAAGGACUACCAGGAGGUCUACAGAGGGACAAAAAAUGAUGUCAAAGAGAUCCCCAAGAUUGCAAAGCCCUUCAUUUCUGAGAUGGUCUUUGUGCAAACCAGCAUUACUGCCGUAAGGAAAGGUGCCUUCAGGUACAUGCCCAAACUGACCAAGAUUUUUUUUAUUGGCAACAAGAUCAAGGCGGUUGAACCUGGAGCCUUUGAUGGUUUGGAGAAACUGAGAGAUUUGGAGAUCUCUGGUGCCUCCCUGGAAGAACUGGCCGUGGGCACUUUCCAGAACCUCCCAAGCUUGCAGAGACUGGAGCUGAGGGACAGCCACAUCAGCCACAUCCCCAAAGGGCUCUUUGAAGGGCUGGAGCACUUGGGGGAGCUCUCCCUGCACAUCAACGCGAUCUCGUCUCUUCCAGAAGGUAUUUUUGAUUCUCUUGCCAAUCUAACUUUUUUGGACCUGUCUAGGAACAGGAUCACGGCUCUGUCUGGAAAUGUCUUUAGCAAACUCCCCCACUUGCAAGUCCUGCGGCUGUACGAGAAUGAGUUGCAGGACCUCCCAGAGGGGCUGCUGGAUGCCCAGCAGGGGCUGCUGGAGCUCAGCCUCCAGAGGAACAGGCUCAGGACACUGCCACCCACGCUUCUGAGGAGCCUGGCCCACCUGGAGAAACUCCUCUUGGACAACAACCUCAUCAGGGUUCUCCCACCCCAGGGCUUUUUUGGAUUAAACAAACUGAAGCUGCUGACUCUAGGCUCAAACCACAUUACGGAGCUCCCCUGCUGCCUUUUUGACAGCAUACCACAGCUGUGGGAGCUGGACUUGGGCAGGAACAGCUUGGUCACACUUCCAGAUGGCAUCUUUGUCAAUCUCACGUCUCUUGGCAAACUCAUCUUGUCCCACAACCAGCUGUCAGCCCUGUCAAGAGGAGUCUUCAUGGGGCUCAGCAAGCUCUCGGACCUCCAGCUGGACACAAAUCAGGUCUCUGCUCUUGAUGACAAGGUCUUUGCUCCUCUCCCAAAUCUGAAAACCCUCAAUCUUCGAAAGAACCAUCUAAGGAGUGUCCCACGAGGACUCCUGGACCCGCUGAAGAGGCUCAGCUCAGUGUAUCUAAGCGGGAACCCAUGGAGGUGUGACUGCAACCUCUGUUACCUGCACGGCUGGAUCCAGGAGAACAGUGAGAAGGUAAAAUUGUCUGCCCAAGUGUCAUGCAAGACUCCACCCCACCUGGCAGGGCAAGCAGUGGCAUCCCUGAGGGACGACCAGUUGAUUUGUCCAGCCACUUUGCCUCCUUCAGUUUCCUUCACCCCAUCUCUGCCAUUCACCUCCGCAUCAUCACAGACGAUGUCAGCCUUGCUGUCACCCGGCGCCUCACCCACUGCAGCACAGACUGCACUGCCAUCGGUGACCUUUCCUGUCAUGGCACUGCCAGCCAUGCCAUUACCUAUGGCCACCUCCUCCAUGUUGCCAACCAUACCAACUGAGGCCGUCCGCACUGCUCCAUCACCAACCAUGAUGUCUAAAGCCUCCAUCAUCACCCCAUCAUCAGCUGUGACAUGGGAAGCCUCCGUCACCACCCCACCACCCACUGUGCUUCCUGAGACCUCCAUCACCACCCCAUCACCAACCAUGUUACCCAGGACCUCCAUCACCACCUCACCACCAAUUGUGCUACCCAGGACUUCCAUCACCAUCCCACCACAAACUGUGCUUCCCGAGACCUCCAUCACCACCUCAUCACCAACCAUGCUACCCAAGACCUCCAUCACCACCCCACCACCAACUGUGCUGCCCAAGAACUCCAUCAGCACCCUACCACCAACUGUGCUGCCCAGGACCUCCAUCAAGACCUCAUCACCAACCAGGCUGCCUGUGGCCUCCAUCACCACCCCACCACCAGAUGUGCUACCCAAGACCUCCAUCACCAUCCCAUCAUCAGCUGUGCUCUCUAAGACCUCCAUCACCAACCCAUCAACAACUAUGCUCCCUAAAGCCUCCAUCAUCACCCCACCACCAACUGUGCUACCCACGACCUCCAUCAUUAUCCCAUCAUCAGCUGUGCUACCCGAGGCUUCCAUCAGCACCCCAUCACCAGCUGUGCCACUGGAGGCCUCCAGCCUCUGCUCAGCUCCAGCAACCAUAAGCCUGCAGCCUCCUGAGGCCAAUAGCCCAGAUCUUGCUCUGCCCACUCCGGCUCCUGCCACCCCACCGAUGCCAACCACCCCACGGGCAGCUCCCACCAUACAAGUGCCUCCUGCUCUUCUGGCACCCACGGCGAGGCCAGUACCCCCUGUACCCCCACUGCGAGGUCACACAAGCCCCCAACCGGCCUCCUCACCCACGUCCCCUGAUGGGUACCACCCCAGGGCCUUCUCCCUGCAGCCCAGCCCACGGCACUGCCGCGUCUCCCUCACCCUGGGGCUGGCUGUGCUGGCGCUGCAGGUGGGGGCCACGCUGCUGGGGGUGAAGCUUGUCCUCCUCCUCCACCACGCCACCCGUGGCCGUGGUCCUCCCAUGCCACCGGUGAGGCUGCUGAGCGUCCGAGCGAUGGCCACCGUGCACCCACACCGGGCUGUGGAGAGGUAUCAGUGGGGUGCUGUCCCCCAGGGGUGGGUGUCGCAGGACCCGGGUGGUUUUGGGGUGCCUCCCAGGUGGCCCCCGGAGAUGCUGUGAUCCUGGGGAGCCUGCACCAUGUCGCUGCUGGAUGGGACCUUCUGCCGAGCGACACUAGGUGGCAUCCCGACACAGGCAGUGGCUGCUACCGCCUGUCCACGGCCACGCGGGGCCACGGGGGGCAGAAGGGCGAGCAGUGGCCGUGGGGCACCACACCGAGGUGGUGGUGGCACCGUGCCCAUCCCCGGCUGCCUCCCAGCCCGGCACCCCAGGAUGUGCCGGAACCGCUACGGCCACCGCAACGCCCCUGCCUCCUGCCCGCUCUGUCUCGGCUUCCUCUCUGCUGAUAUUAAAGCCUUCCCUGCGGCUCUGCCACGCUCUGAAGGGCUGACCAGAGGAGAGUUUUCACCGCAGGGCUGCCCUCACUGUCACCUCCAGUGGGGAUUUUCUGCCUCCCGCUGGAGCACGCGGUCCCCAGGUGGUGCCAGCGGUCAGAGGCCGGGGUGGGAGCAGGUUGCACGCUGCGACCCAGUGACAAAACAGAGAUGCAAUUUCUAAAUCUUGCAUCCCCAGAACCUCUGUAGGAUGCUGCCUGCCCUGUCCCCUGGAAGGGUGACAUCUGAGCACAGCCAGCCACUUUGUUCGCACGGAGAGGCUGCAGCUGAACCUGUCCCCAGCAUGGGCCGCUCACCAGCAUGUCACUCCUCGUAGUGAGCAUUCCUCUCGCAGACCUGGCCUGGGGGCUGGCUGUUACCUCCUGUCGGGCACAGAAACACCUUCCCUGCCACUGCCACCCGCACAAGCCCGGGGAGCCGGACCCUGUGGGCUUGGAAGGCAGCAGGCAGCAGGGAGCGGACACUUCUCACCAACAUACUGCAAGAGCAAAGGAGGGGGACCGGUGCUUUGCAUUAGGGUACGUGCCCGUGGCUGUGCACUGGGGACCUGCACACACACCUCUGCUAAGCCUGUGCAGUGUCACGGGCUGCUCUGCCAAGUCUCGAUGAUGGCUGUGAAAUAAGGGAGGUGAGCAGGGGCAGCACAUCUGCACGGGCUGCAGCGAGCGGCCCCAGAGCCUGGCACUGCGGGUAAUGAGACACAGGUGAGGGGAAGGGAGUGUUUUUCCUGGCAGCCCAUAUGGGCUCAGCUUCGUGCUUGAUUUAGAGGGUUUGAAAGCGGGGCCGGCUGCCGGGGAGCAGACCCCGGGCACCUCCCGUGGGAUUGGAGGGGGGCGCUCCUUUGGUUUGGUGGAUAUUUAAUGGCCCGGUGCAGUCUAAACAGGGAAGUACUUGGGGGUGAGAUUAGCACAACAUAAUCACAUCUUAAAAGGUCUUCAGAGACAUAAGGCACGUCUGCUCUCCUAUUAAUUACUUGUUAUUAAUAAAGCCGGGGUCAGGCUGGAGGUGUUUGCUCCAGAACGCACCGGUUCCUUCUCUGCGGAGCACAUCUGUCCUCUGCGUCCGUGGGUCUGGCAGGGGCACAGCCCUGCCGAGCUGCACACCCCACGGCCAGCAUCCCUGCAGCUCCCUGGCCACGUAACGCCCCGCCAGGGCCCUGCCUUCCUUCCUGGAACACCUCCGAGUGCUGUAAAACACAGCCAGGGCUUCCCAGCGGGGGAAUUUCCUGCUGUGAUUGAUUUCCAAUUUGCAAGGAAAAUACAGGGCUGGCCCCACCGGCUCACAGGCAGCAGGCAGCUCCCGGUAGCUCCCGGCCAGGCUGUGGCAAUGACAGGGCUGUGGCUGUGCCCAGCCCCGGGGUGUGCUGCAGGAGCACCGUGCCCAGCACAUCCUGCCAGGCUUGUGGCUGCUGGGCUGCACCUCGCUGCGGUGCCAAGGAGAGGCUUCCCCCAACAUGUCCCCUGCAUGCCCUUCCCUGCUCUGCUGUGGGCAGCCCAGGCAUCUCACAAUGGGACAGCCAUUGUACUGGCCAGCUCCUGAUGAUUUUUUCAUCAAUUAAUUUUUAAUAUUUUUUUUCCGAACUCAGAAAAGAUUUUAGCACCACCAGCACAAUGCAGCUGCACCACCCUUUGCUCUCCUCCUGCUUUCUGCUCUCUUUGCACUUGAUGCCCCUGGUUCUCGGACUGGAAAAAAAGUGCUGAGCAUCCCUGUGCAGCAUCUCCAAGCUGCUGGAAUUCCUGUAAACCUCUUCCUUGUUGCCGUGACUGCCUGAGCUCCUUGUUAACCUCAGGUGAUGAGCAGUUUGAAGCAGAGACCGGACACCCUGUGUGCCCCCAAGCAGUGUUGGGCCCGCAGGUCCCCAGCAUGGCCUGGGGGGCCCCACAGCCCUUGUUGGCCCCAUUCCUGCUCCGUGCAGAGGAGAUGUGGGCCCCGCAGUCUCCUCGUCCCAUCACUGCGGGUAUAGUGCCCUGCCCCUGCCACCUGCCUCGGUCCCCUUGGCGGAGCCGUGGGGACCCCAGGGGGCAGGAAGGGGGCCCUCGGGUGACAGCACUUUCUUGUGGCUGGCGGAAAGGGGGGAACAAACACCUGCAUGGGGGGAAUUGCAAAAUAACCCCAGCCCCCGUGGGCAAGUCCCACUGCUGCUGCAGGAAGCCUGCCCCUCCUGUGGUCGCAGCUCCCUCGCCACAUGCCCACCCCGUGUGCCCACCCAGCACGUGCACGUGUCCCUGGCACGGGCUCCUUGGCCUCGGCAUCCCUGCUGGAGCCUGAGCUGCCCUCUGAGCCACUGGGGCAGCGAGGGGAUGCCCAGGCACUGGGACCAGCCAUCGCUGCAUGCAGGGUUUGGGCAUGAGAGUGAGAGCGAGGCAAACCGGCCGGCACAUCCUCCCUUGGGGCAGCGGGAGAGCCGGAGGGGCGGAAGCUGCCUAUUUGUUUAAGGUGCAAACAAGUUAUGUUAAUCUGC
Cygnus olor (mute swan) is the source of this 6158-nucleotide messenger RNA. RefSeq names its product platelet glycoprotein Ib alpha chain-like. Bases 540 to 3362 code for a protein of 940 amino acids. NCBI's taxonomy places the organism in Eukaryota, Metazoa, Chordata, Aves, Anseriformes, Anatidae. Gene Ontology annotation, molecular function: protein binding. The record is from RefSeq and is a predicted model, not a curated record. The transcript has 2 exons.